Messenger RNA from Candidozyma duobushaemuli, 1320 nucleotides. RefSeq lists its product as uncharacterized. The transcript has a single exon. The coding region runs from base 1 to 1320 and encodes 439 amino acids. The record is from RefSeq and is a predicted model, not a curated record. Lineage: Eukaryota; Fungi; Ascomycota; Pichiomycetes; Serinales; Metschnikowiaceae.
AUGAGCAAAAAUGACGACGUGAUGGACUUCAUCAACUCGCUUCCUGACCUGAAUCUGGGCACCCCGGGCCCAAGCGAUUCUGCAGGUGGCGACGAUUUUUUGGAAUUCCUCGAUGAAUUAUCCGCUCACGAAAAGCUGAGUCCUUCUAGAGGAAAACUUGGACCUAAGAAAGAGAAAAAGGUUGAAUCUGCUAAGAAAACUGCUGCUACUGCUAGUGAAACUUCAGAGAAGUCCGCUGAUGCUGUUGCUCCAGAUGCUCUAACGGAGAAAAAUGCUGAAGUUGAGCUUCAGGAACAAAUCGAAGAAGCUGCUAACAUUGGAGACCCCAUUGCCUCCUUGUCGCUGUGGUGGUCUUCCGAAGGAUCCAAAAAGGCUCAAUCCUUGUGGGGCUCCUUGACCUCCAAUGCGUCCCAAUUGGGCGAACAGACCUACCAAUUGGCCUCCUCCACAUCCCAGCAAAUCAGCCAUUCUAGACAGAAACUCUUGAACGAGAACCCGGCGUUGGACAACGACCAGGUGUCCCAUAUCACGUCCCGCUUGAACACCAUUCUCAGCAGCGUCUCCCAGCAGAUCAAGGAGGGUCUCAUGGACAGAGAGGACGAGUUGUUGAACAUCAUGCUCGUGUACGAUUUCUCCAACAUGGACUACUUGGACAGCAUUUGCGCCAGCAAGUUCAACAGAGUCAUGUCGCAGGUUGAGGGCGGCAUCAAGGUCACUGUGAGCAACUUCAACCAUCGUCAUGAACUGAGAGAAGGUUCGGGUCCCUACUACGACUUGGACAUCUUCUUUGGCAAGAUGAUCGAUGGUGAGAAAUUGUGCUACGCCAACCUUGACUCCUCCAUCAAGGACUACCUCAAAAUUACCGAGUCCGAGAAGACAACCGAGCAGGAUUUGAAAGAGGCAGAGGAUACCAUGACGGCGAGAGACGCCGAUUUGGAUAUCAACAGCAGCAACGUUUUCAUUGCCGUGCAGCCCAUCAGCACGGGUACUGCCGAGAGAUCCAAGGAGCAGGCUGAAAGGGAAACCACUUCCACAGCCCCAGUUCUCAUUGACUCCACCAACGCUGAGUCUUUUGCAUUUGCCUUGAUCUUGAAGGACAUCUCCAAUAAGAUCACCAUCUCCACGAAAUCCCAGCCGUUCCCCUUGAAGUGGGCUCGCUGGGUCGCUGGUGACCGUAGUGAAGUUGAAGAGUUCUUUGGUGGCGAUGCUGACGAGGCUGUGGACCCCAGUGAGUGGGUCAAGGAGUGGCUCCAAGACGGUCUCUCGCUCAGUUUUGCCGUUUUGGCUCAGGAGUACGUCACUAAGAGAAUGGGCAUCUAA